Prorocentrum cordatum is the source of this 957-nucleotide messenger RNA. The record is from the annotation of a GenBank genome assembly. Lineage: Eukaryota; Dinophyceae; Prorocentrales; Prorocentraceae.
AUGCCAUGUUGCGGGCUAGAUGGUUUCGGGUGGAGCCUCCGUGACAUGAACAUCAAAGUCGAGGGGGCGAAUGUCUGCGACAUCGAGGAUCGAUACUCUAAGUACCUGAAAGCCAUCUUCGGCGACUCUUGCAAGGUCGGCAAGAGCGAGGGCGACGUCCUCCAGAUGCCCGCCCAGGACUUGCUUCUACCAGUCCAUAUGUUGGGCGCUGGGCCGCCCUGUCCGGGGUGGUCGCUCAUUGGCACGGGCGAAGGUGCUCUCGAUUCCCGUGCUGACGUAUUCAGGAUGGUCGUCGAGUGGGUCGUCUGGCUUGCUUGUUUCGGCCUAUUGGCGUUCUUCCUGGAGAACGUUGAAGGGUGCAAUAUCAAUCGCUCAGGGCAGGGAUCUUUCAUGGAGCGGGUGAAAUCAGCCUUGGAAGCCGUUCUCCCCGACUUCGCUUUCGACAUCAUCACGUUGAAAGCAUCUGAUUACAUGCUGGCACAAAACAGGACCAGGGUAUUUCUGCGCGGCCUCCGGAAGACGUGCUGCCCUGACAGAGCGACAAUCCCAUCAGCCAUGCCCCCCCUGGGCCCCCGCCCCCUGAAGGACUUCCUGAACAUGUGCCUCCCCAACACCGACGUCAAGACGUUGACGCCUCAGCUACAGAAGAACCUGAAAGACAUGGAAAAGAAACUCAAAACUGAUUUCAAAGAAGGGAAGGUGACCGAGGACAGCAUCGUUUGUUUCUCAAUCGAUCGCAAAGCGGAUAAUGUAGCCUUCAAAACGUAUUAUCUCAAGGACGUGGUCCCUACGCUCCUAACUGGUAACCGAUAUCUGUGGGUGUUGGCCAUCAGUGACCUCGAGAAGCCAGUCAGCCAGAGGAGCCUGUCCAGGUACCUUCACCCCAAGGAGAGGUUCGCCCUGCAAGGACAGCGUGGUUACAUAGAAAAACAUAAUAGUAAUGGGGCUGUCGGAUAA